GCCUUCCUCCUCAGGUGCCUCAGUGCUACAGGAGAGCAGAACAAGGGUGUGUUGGAGAUUUGGAUCCAAGGUGAGACCGAAGCCCUGAGCUGCGGUGCAAUCAAAGAUCCCGGGAACCUCACCGUUUCGUCCAUCCAGGUGUCAUGUCCGAACAGGCAGUUGCUGUGGCUGGUGGAGUGGUAGCUGGACUUCUGCUCCUGGUCCUCCUGGGGAUCGCCGCCUACCUCUUCUGGAAGAGCAGAUAUCUCAAGGCCUCUUACGAAGAACUGACUGGACCCGUCACCCCAGGUUUGCAGGAGCCAAAAGUUGCUCAAUCGACUUCGGUCCCUCCUCAAAAUGCCAGAGCAAAAAGUGUUCCUUUCAUUGUCCCACCCAAAUUGCACCGACAAGGGUGGACCAAUAUGCUAAAUGGAGAACAAAUUCAAGAGGAGAGUGAGCUUUAUGUUACCUCAGACUUGGGACCCCGAUCCUCUUUCCAUUCUUUAGCUGGAGCAUACUUGGUAGGGACCAUCAAUCCAGAACUCUACCGGUUUCCAGAAGACAAGAGUGAGACGGAUUUCCCAGAAGGAAACAUUGGUCGGCUUUGGUUCUCCGUGGAAUAUGAAAAAGAGUCAGAAAGGCUCCUGGUAUCCUUGAUUAAAGCCCGAAAGCUGCGGCCUCCUUCUGGUUCCUGCAACCCCUUGGUGAAGAUCUACCUGCUCCCUGACGAGAGACGUUACUUGCAAUCUAAAACAAAACGCAAAAAUCUCAAUCCUCAGUUUGAUGAGGAUUUUGUGUUCCAGAUUUCAAGCACUGUUUUAUUUCAGAAGACACUGAAGUUCUGUGUCUACCAUGUGGAUAAACAGAAGAAGCAGGUUCUCCUGGGCCAAGUGAUCUUCCCACUGAAAAACGAAGCUUUGGCUGAAGACGGGAAGGUUGUCACCUGGAGAGACUUGGAACCAGAUAACCUGGAGCCACCUUCUGAACAUGGCGACCUCCAGUUCUCUCUUAGCUACAAUGACUACCUGGCCCGGCUCACAGUGGUGGUUCUGAGAGCGCGAGGUUUAAAGCUCCAGAAUGAGAGAAACAGCACUGGUGUGUGUGUCAGAGUGUCCCUAAUGAGCCACAGCCAGCUCAUCAAAAGCAAAAGGACCACAGCUAUCCUGGGAUCCUCCAAUCCGUCAUACAAUGAGACAUUUAGCUUCAAGGUGGAUCAGCCAGAGCUGGAUGCAACCAGCCUGAGCUUGUCUGUUCUCCAAGGGGAUGACGAGACCUCCACCCUGGGCUGUGUGAUUGUGGGGCCCUUCAUGUACACCCGGGGGAAGGAACUCGAACACUGGAACGAGAUGAUCAGUAAACCCAAGGAGCUGGUGAAAAGAUGGCACGCGUUGUCGCUUAGCAGCUGAAAACUCUCCCAAGAGAGCUUCUGUCCCCGCGAAAACUGGCAGAUAAACGCAACAAUGGGGAAAACGAAGUAAUCUGCAACCGUGAUGUCUGCGUUAUUGGAACUGUCUCCUGUUAUGUGAAGACUUUUCCCACUCUCAUGCUGUCUGACGCAGCUCGCCCAAAUUCUGCCUUGAUCAAGGAAGUCUUUUAGCUACUCCAUGAUUCUUGAAGAAUGAAAUUAUAAACCUCUA
Molecule: messenger RNA, 1616 nt
Organism: Pseudonaja textilis
Lineage: Eukaryota; Metazoa; Chordata; Lepidosauria; Squamata; Elapidae
Product: synaptotagmin-15-like
Biological process (GO): calcium-ion regulated exocytosis
Cellular component (GO): exocytic vesicle; plasma membrane
Molecular function (GO): calcium-dependent phospholipid binding; SNARE binding; clathrin binding
Source: RefSeq, a predicted model, not a curated record